Messenger RNA from Apis dorsata (giant honeybee), 875 nucleotides. It is a transcript of the gene RpL23A, whose product is annotated as 60S ribosomal protein L23a. The record is from RefSeq and is a predicted model, not a curated record. The transcript is spliced from 4 exons. Gene Ontology annotation, biological process: ribosomal large subunit assembly; translation. Lineage: Eukaryota; Metazoa; Arthropoda; Insecta; Hymenoptera; Apidae. Gene Ontology annotation, cellular component: cytosolic large ribosomal subunit; ribosome. Bases 81 to 806 code for a protein of 241 amino acids. Gene Ontology annotation, molecular function: structural constituent of ribosome; rRNA binding.
UAUAUAAAUGAUUAACGUAGUUUAGUUAGUGAUUCCCUAUACAUAUAUUUCCGGUUAAAGUUCCCUGUCUUUUUAGCAAAAUGGCUCCUAAAUCGAAGCCCACGGAUAAGUCAGCUAGCAAACCAGCUGAGAAAAAAACAGAAAAAAAAAUUGAGAAAAAACCAACUACUACAGCUUCAACAUCAAAAGUUACAAAGCCAACUGUAAAAACAUCUACUACUACAAAAAAAGCAACAACUGCUAAAUCUGCAAGUUCAACAAAAUCUACAACAAAAUCAACAGCAAAACCUGCACCUAAAGUUGUUGCGAAACCAGUAGUUGCAAAACCUAAGAAAAAUGUUCAACCUGCAAAGAAAACACCUAAAGGUGGAAAACCAGCUGUACCACUUCAAAAAGCACUUAAAGCUCAAAAAAAGAUAUUGAAAGGAGUUCAUGGAUCAAGAGUAAGAAAAAUAAGAACAUCUGUGCACUUCUACCGGCCAAAAACAUUUAGACCACCAAGAAAUCCAAAAUAUGCUAGAAAAUCAGUUCCAAAUAGAAAUCGUAUGGAUGCAUUUAAUAUUAUUAAAUUCCCUUUGACCACUGAAGCUGCUAUGAAAAAGAUUGAAGAUAACAAUACAUUAGUUUUUAUUGUACAUACUCGUGCUAAUAAAUAUCACAUCAAAGCUUCUAUUAAAAAAUUGUAUGAUGUUGAUGUAGCUAAAGUUAAUACUUUAAUUAGGCCAGAUGGUAAAAAGAAAGCAUAUGUACGCUUAACUCGUGAUUAUGAUGCACUUGAUGUUGCUAAUAAAAUUGGUAUAAUAUAAGCAUAUUUAUAUGUAAUUGAUACGGAAAUGUAUCUAUAUCCAUAUUAAUAAAACAUAUUGAACAAAAAA